This is a messenger RNA of Homarus americanus (American lobster), 1632 nucleotides long. RefSeq lists its product as uncharacterized. The coding region runs from base 40 to 939 and encodes 299 amino acids. The record is from RefSeq and is a predicted model, not a curated record. The transcript is spliced from 5 exons. Lineage: Eukaryota; Metazoa; Arthropoda; Malacostraca; Decapoda; Nephropidae.
ACGAGCCGAUCUUUUGGUAAAGAGGAUAAAAGGAAGAAGAUGAAGGACGGAGGAAGAGUGUUGGUCGUCGCUCUGGUGAUGGCGGUCCUGUGCUGCUCAGCUGUCACCCCGCUCACUCCCGCCCAACGACACCAACUACUACUACGUGAUUAUUAUGAUGAUUUAGAUACACCAGAUGACACAGAUACACAGGAGCCUCGACAUACUGAAACUCCUUUGGGUGACUCUCUUGUGUCUUCUGCUACAGCAACAACCAACACAACUACUGCUGUGAUGAUCUUAGAUGAAGAUCUGUUUCAACAAACUGAGGACAUGUUGGGGGAGAUCAGUGACACUCUCAGCCAACUCUGGUUAUAUAUCAACAAUGGGUCAGAGAGCGACCUCGUGUGGCAGCGUCUUCCCUAUGUCUGGUGGCGUGAGGUCGUCAAGAACCUUAUACAACCAGGAGACAGUCCUUGUAUCGACACUACUGGCACAUGCAUGAAUAUAAGUAUAACUUUACAUGACAUAGACCAGCAGUUGGACACACUAACUAACAACACAGAUGCUUGGUGUAUGACCAACCUCAAACAACUCAAGGAAAACAAUAAAAAUUUAAGAAGCUUGAUGAAUGAAGCAGAUGAUAAAGACUUUAUGGAUGGGAUCAUUAAGAAAUCUUUCAAAGUACUCCUCAAAAAAGUUAAAGAUAAAGUGAAUGUAGGAGUAACUACAGCGAAGGACAAAGUUGCUGAGACAGAAAAUAGAAAGACAAAAGCCAUUAUCAUUUUCCUGUCAUUCUCCUUCUCAAUGGUUGGCCUUAUCAUAGUGAGGCUCCUGGUUGGCCUCUACUGCAUGGGUAACCAACACAUACAGAGCCACAUGACCAGGAAGGAUCCCACAGGAAGACAUAACACCAAGGUGAAAGGAGAGUACGUAUUCCUGGAAGACUUCAGUAUAUAGCCCACCACCGGAGAACAAUAACAACACGGACAAUAAUACCGCCAAGGAUGGUGCUGACACUAUACCCGGGCACGACCACACAAGUACCUACAGCAAGCAUUUCCCACCUUGGCCCAGGUGUUACCUUAAACCUGACGUUACUGGUGGUACUGAUGGCCAGCCCAGGACUGAUUAUUGUAUCUUCAAACAGGAAGUAAUGGAUCUACGGAACAAAGACAAAAAUUCGGCAAAAAUUAGCAAUACCGUACUGUAGUUUGUGAUAUAUGAUGUCUGACACCUGCAUAUUCUUACAUACACCUAAGUUUCAUUGGUCUGAUGGUCUAACAAAACCAAACUAAUCCUACCCUAACCUGCCUUCGGUCCAAUGAACUUACAAACCAACAAACCUUCGAACAAAUGACCCUUUGAACCAACAAAUCCUUGAAUCACAGUAUAGUUCCUAUCCACUACAACCCUCUUGACAGGAAUUUAGAGACAUUUGUCAGUGUUCAACUACACAGAACUACUAUUAGUUUUGACAUUACCACUUCCCCUGUGAACAUAAUUCUAAUGUUUAUUUAUUUUUAUAUACAGUAUAUAUAUAUUUUAUCCGGGAAGCGAUGUUGUCAUUAAGAAACACACAGGUGGAGGCUUUUAUCAUUUAUAACUUCCUUAAAGUCGUGUAAAGAAUAUCAAAAUCCAAGAUGAUUUCAA